CAUACAACAACUGUUGCCCCGGGAUCUUCACCAGUCAAAGCUUUAUGGGAAAACGGCAGAGAGAAGGCUACUGUUGAAGAAAACUCAGAUUUAAUCAUGUACACCCGAUGUCAUGCAUACCCAGGAAGGCAACAACGUGAACCUUGCAGCCCAUUAUUACUCUCCUCCUCGUCAAAUAGAAGAAAGCCCUGAGGACUGUUCCCCAGAGAUGUCUGAUAAUGAUGAGCGAAAACAACUCAGUAUCCGUGACAUAGUUGAUCUCCAGGAGACAGGCUUUACUGUCAGAAUCCAGCCGCCGGGAACAGAAAGUUUUGAGCUUCAGGUUUCAGGUCAGAUGUUAGUGGCAGAGCUUCACCAGGUACUUAUGGACCAUGAGCUCACCUGCCACUUCACAUGUUUCUCCCUGCAGCUGAGAGGCAGUGUGCUUGACAGCCUCACACAGCUGCACUCCAUCCAGGGCAUCCAGGAAGGGGCGCCCAUCAAGGUUGUGGAGGAUUCUUACUCUGUACGUGACGCUCGCCUCCAUCUCAGACAUGUUCGGGACCUUCUCAGGAGCCUUGACCCGACAGAUGCCUACAACGGAGUAAACCACAGCUCACUGUCUUACCUCACCUUUUACACCAGAGGAGAUAAAGACAGUGAAGUCAUAGGGAACAGGCGAACUUCUGAAAAAGAGUCUGUUGCCUUUAAACCACCUGAAUACAUCCUGCCUGGCUGUAAGGAGCGACCUCUUACUCCUCUGCAGCCAGUCAGAGACGACUGGAAGCCACUUCAGUGUCUGCGGGUCCUGACCAUGAGCAGCUGGAACCCUCCUCCAGGAAACAGGAAGAUGCAUGGGGACCUGAUGUACCUCAACGUCCUGACUAUGGAAAACAAAGAACUCAAUAUUACAUCCUCUACACGAGGCUUCUACCUCAACCAGUCAACUGCCUUCAACUUCAACCCUAAACCAGCAGCUCCCAAAAUCCUUUGCCACUCUCUAGUGGAGCUGCUGAGUCAUGUGAGCUCUGUUUUCAAGAGGAACUUCAGCAUCUUGCAGAAAAAGAGAGUCCAGCAACACCCAUAUGAGCGGAUAGCAGCACCUUUCCAGGUUUUCCCCUGGAUCGCCCAUCAAGGAGAUCACUCUCUCGAUUGUGUCAGAGCGGAGGAGACACACACGAGUCGCAUGGGCCAGGACGAGCAUACAGCUGGGCAGAGUCGAGACUGGAACGAGGAGCUGCAGGGAUGCAGGGAACUCAGCUGUAGAUCCAUCGAAGAGCGUUUGCACAGAGAGAGGUGUAUGUUCAAGACCAACUGUGACUUUGUUGCUGCUGCAACACAAGGAGCUGUAGCUGUUAUUGACGGCAACAUUGUGCCGUUGAACCCAAGCGAGCCACCUCAUAUGCAGAUGUUUAUCUGGAACAACCUUUUCUUCAGCCUGGGGUUCGACAUAUCUGACCACUAUCAGCCACUAGGGGGAAACACUGCUGCUCAUGCUGCUGCCAUCUGUGACCUGAGAGGAACACAGGCAUACACUUCUGUUGACAUAAAGGGGCUUCACACACUUGGCAUCGCUGUUGUGGAUUACCGUGGCAUCCGUGUUAUCGCUCAGACGAUUGUUCCGGGGAUAUUGGAGAAAAACCAGGAGCAGAGUGUUGUCUAUGGCUCAAAUGACUAUGGAAAAACUGUUUACACACACUCUAGGUUUUGUGAUCUUCUGAACAAAACUUGUAAACCUCUCAGGAUCCAGCGUCACCAGGUACUCGACCACAACAACAGCCCUGUCGAGCUAUGCUCAGGCAUCGAGACCAAAGGCAUCCUGGGUAAUGAUGGAAGAGCCUACAUCUUGGACCUUCUUCGGACUUUCCCCCCAGAUCUAAACUUCCAGUUCUCAGAGAUGAAGAAUAAGUUGGAGGUGCCAGAGGUGUGUCGGAGCUUUGGUUACCCACGGCGACACCAUCACAGCCUGUCCAGCCUGAGACCAGAGCUCAUGGAGGCCUUCGUUCAGCACAGGUAUGAACUUUUUGUAAAGAUGGUGUCUGAGGGACUGAAAGAACAGGACACUGCCACAGAGCAGAAUGAGGAGUCGCUUUCCAAUCAGUGCACUGAAGAUACAGAAUUUCCCAGAAAAAAUGUGAUUGCAGACGCUUGUAAGGCUGUCGGAUCAAUAAGUGAGUCUUGCUUUGAUAUCCGCUUUAAUCCUGACGUUUGCUCUCCAGGGGUUCAUUUCCCCGCCAAGUGUGUUGAGGAGGUUCAGCAGCAGAGACAGUUGUUGUGGGAUGCUGCAGCUUUUCUGCUCAAUGAUCAGAUUCCAGCCGUCCUGAGGGACUUUGUCGACCAAACAGCAGUGCCAAUGGAUGGGGCAUCCCUGACCUCAGCACUACACCAGCGGGGUGUCAAUGUACGAUACCUGGGCACCCUACUGCAGGAACUUGACAGGGUUGAGCACAAAGAGAGACUUAGCCACAUACAGAGCAUCGCUGUCAGUGAACUCAUCAUCAGAAGCGCAAAACACAUCUUCAGAACCUAUUUACAGGAUGUUGAACUGGCAGCUUUUUCUGCAGCUGUCAGUCAUUUCCUAAACUGCCUCCUUAGUUCCUCCUCCUGCCUCCCAGACUCCUGCUCAGACGAGCUCCUCUCACGGCGCAGGAGCCGUCGUCGACGCAGCCAUGGGAGCAGAGCCACCUUGUUGGCAGACAGUGUGUGGGCCAAACUGAGUCCAAGUGAAUUGUGGGUCAAGAUCAAGAAGGAGGCUGAAGAGUAUUACCACUUCACAAUGGAUAGUGAAAGCAUAGAUGAAGUCAUAGCAAAGUACAGCCUGCAGAGGAUCUCUCUAUUAAGAGAGAUGGCCAUCAAGACCGGCAUCCAGGUUCAGCUGCGAGAAUAUGUGUUUGAGUCUCGCCACAGGCCAGUGUUCAGUGAAGAAGAUGUUGUCAACAUGUUCCCUGUGGUCAAACACCUCAGGCAUACAGCAACAGAUGGCACACGGCUUGUGCAGCAUGCGCAGGUGGCAGUACAGAAGGGGCUUCUCAAGGAUGGCUAUGAGUUGAUUGGCCAGGCCCUGACUCUGUUCAGCAGCGUAUGUGGGGUCCUGCACGAGGAUGUCUGUGUGUGUUUGCGUCUUCUGGGACGGAUCAGCUAUGUCAUGGGAGAGUAUGCAGAUGCCCUCAGUCACCAGGAAAAGGCUGUAAUGAGCAGUGAGAGAGUACAAGGUAUCGACCAUCCGCAGACAAUACAAGACUAUACUCACCUAGCCUUGUACUGCUUUGCUGGAGGCCGGGUCCAGACCUCAUUACAACUGCUUUAUCGAGCUCGGUAUCUCACCCUGCUUAUUAUUGGAGAGGACCAUCCACAUGUUGCACAGCUGGAUACUAUGAUUGGUGUAGUCCUUCAUGGAUUGAUGGAGUAUGAGCUAUCGCUGAAGUUCCUCCAGAAUGCCUUAAUUUUAACCUCAAAAUACCACGGUGCCACAUCACUUAAAUAUGCACAGAGUCAUCAUCUGCUCGCCACUUUAUAUGAAAGUAAAGGAGAGUUUCGGUCAGCUCUGCAGCAUGAGAAAGAAGCUUAUGCCAUACAUAAGAGCCAGGUUGGCGUGGACCAUGACAGUACAAAGGAAAGCUCUGAGUACCUGAAGAGUCUCACUCAGCAGGCUGUGAUCCUUCAGAAAGCCAUCAACAAUAUCUACAACAACACACCCAGUGCCUGUAUUCCAACUCCAAAGUUUCCAACUCCUAGCCUUCCCACAGUUCUCCAGCAGCUCAACCUGGCGUGUGGAAUCAUACUUUUUCCCCUCAGUGCAAAAGAAAUAUCAGACCUGAAGGCUGAGCUGAAAGAAAAGGUGGAUGUGGAAUACCUGGAAGGGAGCUGCAGACAGUAACACUGAAUUAUGGACUUCAAGAGCUUUUGUAUUUGAGCCUAGACAAUGAAAAGCAAAGGGAAAUAUAAAUAGCUGCUGUUUACAAGAAGGUACUUUGGUAACAGAAAUGUGCAACUCUCCUUUUUCUAAAGAGGGGUUCCCUCCAUUUUUUAUGGAGGACUGUGUUUAUUGUAUCUAAUAAUGAUUGUGUAGCACAUUUGUAAUAUCUGGAGUCAGUGAAUAAACUCUACCUGCUGUAAGUAUGAUAGUGGAUAUGUAAACUCUGUCUAGUGUCAGCUAAAUGCAUCAACAGAUGCACUACUCUACUCUGUUCUUCUAGAUAGACAAACAUGGUCUGUUUAGUUCUGCUUCCACUGCUGAAACAAAUAAAGUAACUUCUUUACAUGA
Molecule: messenger RNA, 4243 nt
Organism: Cheilinus undulatus (humphead wrasse)
Lineage: Eukaryota; Metazoa; Chordata; Actinopteri; Labriformes; Labridae
Product: clustered mitochondria protein homolog
Exons: 28
Coding region: 113-3856 (1247 amino acids)
Biological process (GO): intracellular distribution of mitochondria
Cellular component (GO): cytoplasm
Molecular function (GO): protein binding; mRNA binding
Source: RefSeq, a predicted model, not a curated record